This is a messenger RNA of Chironomus riparius, 8038 nucleotides long. NCBI's taxonomy places the organism in Eukaryota, Metazoa, Arthropoda, Insecta, Diptera, Chironomidae. The record is from the annotation of a GenBank genome assembly.
CCAAAACUGUGUUCGUGUAUAAAGUAAAAGAAGAGAAAAUUCACUCGCUCACUAAAGUUGAUUUUGAGUCAGUCUGAGAGAUAUUUUCAUCGGAUUCGGAACGUUUUCCAUCGCGUUCGUGGAAAUAAAAAAAAAUAAUUAAAAGAAGUUGAGUAAAGAGGAAAUAUUUCAUUAUCAAAGUUGCAGUCAGUCUUAUCAUAUCACACACAUUAAAUAUCAAAAGAUAAAAGAUACAGUCGUAAACAAGUGGCAAAAAAAAAGUUAAAAAUCAUUGUUUUAUUUGUGAAAUAAAAUCUUAUCAACCGAAUAAAUCAGCGUGAAACGAGAGAAAAAAAGGCAAAAAAUUUAAAAGAAGAACGAAACUCAAAUGCCAGGCGAAACAGGAACAAAGUCGCCAGUUGCGACGUCACCGCAGCCUCAAAAGAAAGCACCAUCGUCAGCUAGUCGAGCAGCAUUGGCAAAAGUGACACUCCUCGAUGGAUCAACAUUAGAUGUCACAAUCGACCGUAAAGCAAAAGGACGUGAUUUAUUGGCUUCAGUAUGUUCAGGACUCAAUAUUGCAGAGAAAGAUUAUUUCGGUUUGUUGCUGCAAACACAACCAGAUCCACGCAUAUGGAUUGAUCUUGAACGUCCAUUAUCGAAAUAUUUUAAAAGUGAUCCAUGGAUUUUGGAUUUUGCAGUUAAAUUCUAUCCACCUGAGCCCGCUCAAUUGCAUGAAGACAUCACCCGUUAUCAUUUGUGCCUUCAAGUACGCAAUGAUAUCCUUGAGGGAAGACUCCCAUGUUCCUUUGUUACACACGCCUUAUUAGGCUCAUACUUGGUGCAAUCUGAACUUGGUGAUUAUGAUCCAAAUGAGAUGCGCGAUAAAACUUAUUUGAAAGAUUUCAAAAUUGCACCAAAUCAAACAUCGGAACUUGAGGAAAAAGUUGUUGAUUUGCAUAAAACACAUAAAGGUCAAACACCAGCCGAAGCAGAACUUCAUUACUUAGAGAAUGCCAAAAAGUUGGCUAUGUAUGGAGUCGAUUUACACCCAGCCAAAGAUUCUGAAGGCGUUGACAUAAUGCUUGGUGUUUGUGCUUCAGGCUUGCUUGUUUAUCGCGAUAAAUUGCGCAUUAAUCGUUUUGCAUGGCCGAAGAUCUUAAAGAUAUCGUACAAGCGAAAUAACUUUUAUAUCAAAAUUCGUCCGGGUGAAUUUGAACAAUAUGAAGCAACAAUUGGCUUUAAACUCGCAAAUCAUCGUGCAGCUAAGAAAUUGUGGAAAUCAUGUGUUGAACAUCACACAUUCUUCAGACUUAUGACACCCGAGCCUGUCCAGAAAUCAUCAUUAUUCCCAAGAUUUGGUUCAAAAUAUCGCUAUUCAGGUCGUACACACUACGAAACGAAGAAGGCACCCGUCGAGCGUGCACAGCCAAAUUUCGAGAGAAGCUUGACAGGAAAGAAGCUUUCAAGUCGCAGUAUGGAUGCUUUGGCGUUAAAGGAAGAUCCAAAAGAGAAAGAGAAUAAGCGUCACACAAUGUCACAUCCACCAGAUCAUAUUCCAGAACUCGAUUCACCACGUCAAUCACGUAGUCCCAUAAAGAAGGAGAAGAAGGAAAGGAAACCAGCUGGUGGCGUAGCCGUAUUGCCUGUUAGAGAAAAGGAACCAAAAGAGAAAGAACAAAAACCAACAAAGGAAGAAGGACUCAAUGGCAAACAAGAGAAAGAUCCAAAUGAAUCAUUGGAUAAAUCAAAUGAAGAAGGCAAACCGGAGGAGGAUGAUAAGGGAGGCUUCUUCAAACGUAGCUUUUUCUCGGGCCGUAAGUCACAAUCUCCCGCUAAGGAGAAAGAUAAGAAGGUUAAGGAAAAGACUCCAGUCAAAGACGUUGCAGUUGAAAAUAAUGAAAAGAAUAAGGAAAAGCAGCAACAGAAGCCAUCAGGAUUCACAAAACCAUAUGAAUAUGAUGAGGCAAGCGAUCCAAAUUUGAGUCCAUCGAAGAAGCAUCUCAAAGGAUUCCGAUAUGAUGAAGAUCCAAAAAUACGUGAUAAGCAGCAGGAUGGUGACAAGCUAAGUCCAACAUCAGAACAUCAACGUCGUACUGGUUUAGCAUUUAAUUAUGCACCAGGUGAAAAUGUUAAGGAAACAGCUGAAAAGUUGAAACAUGGAGAAUUAUCCCCAAGAACACGCGAUAAGAUUCAACGCGGUGAAUUGUCACCAAAGUCUCGUGACAAGCUGUUGAAGGAAGGCAAUUUAUCUCCGAAGACACGCGCAAAAUUGAUUGGCGGUGUUAUGGCUGACGGUGACAAGGAUAAGACAAAGCAUUCACCAACCAAGAGUUAUUCACCGACAGAAGAUAAUAAACAAGCUACUGGAAAUAUUCCAAGCGGAACUGAAGGCAAAUACAGACCAAUUUCAGACGAUCCAAAUGCCAAGUUUAUUAAUAAUGAGAAAUACGAUCCAAACUUGUCAUUCGUUCCAUCUGAAUUGAAAACAACAGCAGUUCCAGCAACUGCAGCCGAUCAAGAAAAGAAAAAGAUUAAAGUCAAAAUUAUGGUUAUUGUCGGUAAAAUUGAUCCAAAAACAAAGAAAGUUGAUGUAUCAAAUGGAGAUGUUGAGCACUCAAUUGGAAUAUUAGAUAAAGAUACUGGAUUAAUUGAAACAAGAUAUGGUGUAAUUGAUAGAAAGACAGCAACACUUACAACAGACGAUGGAAAAGGCGGUGAAAUUAAACGUCAAGGAACGAUUGAACCAAAAACAGGUCAUAUUCAAAUUAUUGAAGGCGUUGUCGAUCCAACAACAAAUGCACAAAAUCCAGAAUUGGGUCAAGUUAUCAGUAUUGUUGAGGAGAAGAGUCCAAUUGUUGAAAUUACAGCAAUUACAAGCAAGCUUGAUGCUGAUAAUAAAGUAGAUCUUGUUAAUGGAGAACUUGAGAGGACACGCGGUGUAUGGGAUGUUGAAAAUAAUUGCAUAGAAACAAAAUACGGUCUCAUAAAUUUAAAGAAUGGUGAAGUCAAGACCGUUGAUGCAAAAUCAGGAAAGCCCGUCAGUAAACAAGCGAAAGUUGAUCCAGCAAACGAUUCAAUUACAAUUAUUGGUGUACAAGAUAAGGCUGGCAAGACAGACAAUACACAAGGACACUUAUUGGCUAUUGGAAAUGAAAUCGAUCCAUUAGUUGAAAUUGUAUCUGUUGUCGGUAAAUUAGAUAAGAAAGGUAAUCUUGAUCCAAAAUCGACAGUACUUGAAACGUCAUCAGGUCAAUUAGAUGUUGAAAGUGGCAAGAUAAACACAAAGUAUGGACAAUUUGAUUUAGUCAAGAACACUGUUACGUUUGUUGAUCCAAAAACAGGCAAGACAGAAAUUAAGGAAGCUAAAGUUGAUCCAAUUACUGGACAAGUUAUAUUGAAGAAUCAAAUUAAUCCAAAAACAGGCAAACAAGAUAAGGACUUUGGACGUAUUAUUAGUUUACGAAUUGUUAAUAACCGCAUUGAUCCAUCAGGCAAAACAGUUACAGCAGCUGAUGAUACAAAGGAUGUAAGAUUUGAUCCAAAAACAAAUCAAAUUUGGGUUGCAAAUGAAAGAGAUCCAAGAACAGGCGAACAAGUAUUUACAUCAUCACAAGUUGAUCCUAAAACCGGCUACAUCAUAACAAUUUAUGGUUAUUUAAAUCCCAAGACUAAUGAAAUCGAGAAACAAGUCAAAAUGGAUCCAAAUGUCAUAAAAGUCGAUCCCACAAAUGGACAAAUUUAUUCAGCAACUGGCGAACGUGACGAACAUGGUGAACCAUUAUUCUCAGUAUCGGAAGUGAAUCGUGAAACUGGUGACGUUUAUCAAAAAGUUGGAAAAGUUGAUCCAAGAACUGGCAAAAUUGUUAUCGUACGAGUAUUUUUGGUAUCGAAACGUGACGAACGUGGAAAGCCACAAGAUAUUGACUUGAAAUCCGUUGAAUUUGAUGAAAAGACAGGACGAAUCAUAAAUAUUGUCUCAAGCACAAUCUAUGUUUAUAAAAUGGUCGAUCCAGUCACAGGUGAAGUUGUUCAAGUCGAUCCAGAUGAUCCUAGAAUAUCAGGCGCAAGAACGACAGUCACACAAACCUUAACAUUAACCGGCGAAAUUGAUAGUGUAACAGGAAGAAUAAAAACAGAAUAUGGUCAUAUAGAUCCAAAUACAGGAGAAAUUGACCCAGCGACGGCAGUAAGAGAUCCCGUAACCGGUAAACUUAUUCUCAAUUAUGCCGAUAUCGAUCCAUCACAUUUCGGAAAGAAUGUGACAGUCACAAAAAAUACAGUUCCCAUAACGCGAGAUGAAUUCUUUGAAGGCACAAAACACUUAGGACAACAUUUAUUAGGCGAUGACGAUGGCACACCGAUUGACAUUGACGAUGAUUUAAAGAAAUAUAGAUUUAGUGGAGCUCCUACUGUUGUAAAAACAACCACAAAACAAACAAUUACACGGGGUGAUGAUGGCGUCACGCACAAUGUUGAGGAGAAAGUACAAAAUUUGGGAACUGGCGAGGUUACAUAUUCGACGCAAGAACAUAAGUCUGAUGUUCCAAGUAAUGAUACAUCAGGUUCUUAUGUUGCUGGCAAAGCAGUCACAACACGCACGGCUAUAACAAAAGAAGAUUUAAGCACAAAUGUAAAGACACAACAGCUCGAGGAAAAGACAGUUGCAACAACGACAAAACAGAUUGCUGAUCGACAGGAACAAAAGGUCAUAACACAAGAGGUUAAGACAACUAUGACAACCGGCGAACCGCAGCAAUUCAAUCGGCGCGAAAGUGUCUCAUCAACAAGCUCAGAUGAUUCCGGUACGCCAAUUGAUGGAAUCGAAGGAGAAGAUUUUUACCCCGACGUCAUUCAAAAUAAAUCAUUCACGGGCGUCCGUGAUCAUGAAAUCAAUCAACCGAAUGUGGAACAACAGACAGUCUUCGACCAAACAAAUCAAUCAGAAAUUGUCUCAACGCAAACUGUUUCAAGCAAGACACGAACUGUCGAAACAAUUACUUAUAAAACCGAACGUGAUGGUGUUGUUGAAACGAGAGUUGAACAGAAAAUAACGAUACAAUCCGAUGGUGAUCCAAUUGAUCACGAUAAAGCUUUAGCUGAGGCGAUUCAAGAAGCAACAGCUAUGAAUCCAGACAUGACAGUUGAAAAGAUAGAAAUACAGCAGCAAACGCAAUAAAAUGUGUGUUUAUUAUAAGCAGAAAAGAAAAAAAAAAUAUGGAAAAAAUGUUUCAGAACCAUUUCAAACCUCUCCAGUUUUUUUUUUUAAAAUCUACACAACUACAUUACAAUAAUGUUUAAGGAACAUAGAAGCAAAAAAAAAUAUUUUACGUCAUUAACUUUCGUUCUUUAACAAUUAAUUUCUAUUCAUUUAUAAGAUUUACGAAAAAGGGUGGAUAAAAAAAUAAUAAUUUGUGCAAUGGGACGUUCUUUGAAAGAAAAAACAGCACAUGACACUCUAAAUUAAUCUCUUCUAAAGAAAACAAAAAUUUUGUAUAACGUCAAUUACAUUGCACCUAGUUUUAAGAUUUAUUCUCUGUUUAUAAUUAUUAAUAUUAGGUAUUACUUUUUUUUCAAACAAUAUUUAUAAUUGAGAAUUCAAGAAAGAAAGUCCAUUUCUUUACCAUAACAGCUAUAUAUUAUAAAUAAGACGAGAUACAUGAUUAUUAUUAUUAUUAUUAUUUAAAGUAUUAAAACUGUAUGUUUGUUUUUUCUUUAAUUUCAUUUUUAACUAUCUAAAUGUGACCCAAUUAUUCUGAUGGACCAUUUCUGACUUUUUCCAAUCCCUCAAACUGUUUACUAAGCGCAUUUUCCUCAAUAAUAGCAACUUUGACGUGUAGCUUUUAUAACGAACAAUUUAGAUUUAAAUAGCAAAUCAGUGAGAAAAUUACAAGGAAUCGAUGACUUUUGAUUCUCAGGGGAACAACAACCCAAUAAUUGCUUAACUCAAAUUAAAAAACCGUUAAAUAUCCAAUUAAAGAAACUGCUAAUUCAAAUUCAAAAAAACCGUUAAAUUUUAAAACUUUUUCCAAUUUUAAAGUAAUUCAAUAGAAAAAUCAAAUUUGCUUCCGUAACUAUUCAAUCAAUAUAUACAUACAAAAGAAUAAAUAAUAGAGGGAAAAUGCGCUUCCCACACAAAGCCCAACUUUAAUGGUAGUUUGAUGAUGAUAAUGAUAUAUUAUUAAUAACUAAACAAAUGAGAAAAAAGUGUUCAAUUUUAAUACAUUAUACUACCGAAAUUUCCAAAACGUGAAAAUAGAAUACAGAUUCUACGUCUGAAAUAGACAACAUCAAAUUUCAUACAAGAACAAAACGUUAAAAUUACCUGAAUGUUAAAUUAGAAUUUCAUACAUGUCGUAGAAAUUGCUACUGCAUCUCCUCUCUAUCUUUAUCUUUAUCUCUAUAAUCCAAGCAAACCCUCUCUACAAUGUUUUAGCACCUAAAUCAUACACACAUGAAAAAUAGUUAUGUUCCAUUGAGGACUUGAAAAAAAUUAUAUACAUAAAUUAAAUGAAAUUUCUAACAAUUUUUUUUAAAAAAUUGGUGCUGCUUACUUUAUCCCCUGAUAAUUGGAAAUUUAUAUCAAUCCAGUUGAUUGGAAUAUAUGCUUAUAAUAAGAUGUUGAUGCUUACACAUCUCAACAGUGCUGCUGAAAAAGGUAGUGACACACAUGAUUAAAAUAUAUUCUAGCAAACAAAUUCAAUGUGUUAUUUUUAUUAAAAAUCAUAAAAGAGUUUUUUUUUUCUUCCGGCAUCUCAAAUACAUAAGUUUAUGAAAAAUAAAAAAAUAUAUUAAAAUAAAUUUUAAUCAAACCGUGACACACAAAAAAAAAUGUUUGUGAAAAAUAAAUUGUCCAUUUGUGGAUGAGUGUGGCUCAUUUAUUGAGGAGCUAUGUUCAUGUUAAACUAGUCUUAAGAAAAAUCAUAAAAAUAAACGAAUUAUCGAAAUCUACGAAGGCUGUUGAGUGGGGAGUUAAAUUGGUGGAAGGAAGAAUUUCCAGUCAAUUAUGGAAGUAAUUCAACAACUUUCCAUUAAAGCUUUCUUUCAUAAACUUUCCAAUAAACUGGAAAUAUUCCAUUGGAAUAAAAAGCUUAUAUUGAAACUUCCAGUAAAAAGUAAAUUUUCAAACAAAAUUUCCGCUAAAAAUUCAAAAGCUUCCAAUAAACUUCCAGUGGAAUGAAGUAAUUUUCUAAAAGCACUGGAAGGUUUUUAUUGGAAAGUAAAGCUUCAAAAACAUCAAAAUGAAAGAUUUAGGAGCAAAUUUAUUAAAACUUAGAUUUUUCAUCGCUUUUAAAUGAUAUUCUAGUGAGAUUGGAAGUAUUCCAAUCAAAAAAUGCAAGAUAAAAUUUAAAAAAAUUGAAACUUUACAUUUUUUUGCAACUGCUCCACAUCCUCAAAUCAAACAGUCUUUCGAAAAUUCAUAAAAAAAGUGAUUCGACUCCUUCAUGGUCAAUCACAAAAUGCGUGUUUCACGCCUCAUAAGUUAUACGGAUUUUAUAAAUAUCUCUUUACACCAAAGGAUAUUCUAAUGAAAGAAGUAUCUCUUCUACUCACUUGAUUUUUCUCAACACAACAACCAGCUUUGAAUUAUAGAAAUCAUCGCAAGAUAUUUCAGUUCAAACAAUCCAGCACAGACAAAAAACUAUUGCAUUGCUCCCAAAAAAUGAGCCACAAAACCUAAAAGAACAUAAAAAAACUGCCUUACUUGUGAGAAAUGAUUAUUAAUAAAAUAUCCAAAAUUUUACCAAUUUGAUGUGUGCUCUCGCAUUAAUGGAGCUUUCAGCUAAAAAAAAGAGAAAAAAAUUGACAUUGUAACGUACUAUUUUAUGUAUUAAAAGUGAAGAAUGAUGAUUUUGGUAAUUAUUUUUUAUAAUAUUAAUUAAUUAUGAGCUUUUUGGAUAUGCGAAGGAACUAAAACUUAAGUUUUUCGAGUUUCAGGGAUCGUUGGUUUUUUGGGGUAUACACAAGGGUUAACCCUAGUCAUACUUAAGUUUAUGAAUAGAGUAUGUCCCUAGUUUAUACUCGAACAAAUCCAGAUCCAGCUUGAAGAAAAGAAAAU